AUGGGACAAUCGAAAAUUAGUUUGAAGGAAUUGGCAAGUGUUAGGCGAAAGGUCCUUAAGUCGAUAGACGACUAUUUGAAUAGGUUUAGACUUCUCAAGGCAAGGUGUUUCACACAAAUGCUUGAGCAUGAUUUAGUCGAUAUGACCACUGGUGGCCUAGACUAUUUAGUUAGGAAGAAGCUAGACACCCGAUACCUUAGGGACAUGGCACAAUUGGAAGAUAGGGUUCUCCAAGUCAAAUGCAUGAAAGCUGAAAAGGCCAGGACAAGUAAGUAUCACAAAAAAAAAGUCACUUAUAUAGAAACAAAUGAUUACGUCUCUAAUAUAGGUGACGAAUAUUUUGAAGAGGGUGAGGUCAAUGUAGCUGAACUUAAUCCAGGGCCUCCUUAUGUUUGUAAAUUGCUUAAACCAUCGAAUGGGAAAAAUCUUGUCGAAACUAGAAAAAAUGAGAAAUUCGCCACUAGAACUUACACUUUUUAUAUUACAAAAUAUGACCAAAUAUUUGAUUUGUUGGUCGUAGAUGGUCAUAUUAUAGUACCUUCUGGCCUAAAAAUUCCUCCUUUAGAACAAAGGAAGAAUAGAGGUUUCUGUAAGUACCAUAAUUUCCUAGGUCAUAAAACUUCUCAAUCUGUGCUUUUUAGGGAUUUGGUUCAGAAAGCUCUGAAAGAUGGAAGGUUGAAAUUCGGCGAAAAGAUAAAGACAUCAAUGAAAGUGGAUUCAGAUCCCAUGUAG
Molecule: messenger RNA, 732 nt
Organism: Lathyrus oleraceus (garden pea)
Lineage: Eukaryota; Viridiplantae; Streptophyta; Magnoliopsida; Fabales; Fabaceae
Exons: 1
Coding region: 1-732 (243 amino acids)
Source: RefSeq, a predicted model, not a curated record